Molecule: messenger RNA, 1200 nt
Organism: Thunnus maccoyii (southern bluefin tuna)
Lineage: Eukaryota; Metazoa; Chordata; Actinopteri; Scombriformes; Scombridae
Gene: fxyd3
Product: FXYD domain containing ion transport regulator 3
Exons: 8
Coding region: 165-431 (88 amino acids)
Biological process (GO): regulation of sodium ion transmembrane transporter activity
Cellular component (GO): membrane
Molecular function (GO): sodium channel regulator activity
Source: RefSeq, a predicted model, not a curated record
ACCGACUAAAGUCCAGCAUUUUAAACUCAGCCCCCUUUUCCUUAAACCAAGCCAACCUGUUGCGAGUCUCAGCAGUGAAGGGUGUUGGCUGCCUGGGAGAAAGUUCCUCAUUUUUGCCGCUGUUGAACAUAACGUGUGAGAGGUAAACAGCCUCAAGCUUGAAGAUGUCAAAGAUCUGUGCUUUGGUGUUGAUGACACUUGUCUCCCUGGUAUUUGCAGAAGGGCAGAACUCUGAAGAUGACCCAUUUACCUUUGACUACCACAGACUGCGUGUUGGAGGCCUGAUUCUAGCUGCUGUCCUCUGUCUCAUUGGCAUCACCAUCCUGUUCAGUGGCCACUGCAGGUGCAAGUUCAACCAGGACAAGAGAAGGAGGACAGGAAGCAAUGCUCAGCAGAUGCUCAAUGACCAAGGUCGCGCUUGUGAUUGCUAGACGUCACCCAGAACACAAUGACUUCCCGAACCUGCAACCGACAGAUCACAGGGGCAGAAGAGGGCAGCCGCACGUCGAUUUGUAACACCCAACGAGAGGCUUUUGUUUUAUCGUUACAGAAAGCAACAGGAAGUAGUUUGCUGUGUACCUAUUGUGAGUUGUGAUGUUUUCUGCCUGAUGAUUGAGCUACUGAUCUGCGGCCUGCUCCUCUACACACACACACUCGGACAUACACACACUUGUACACACAAUUUUUGUCACUUUCAUUUCAAUCAAUUGAACCUUUUUGUUGUUUAGAAGUUGAAACAGUUCUUCAACUUUUGAGAAAUCCCACUGUAACAGAAAUGAAAUGUUUUGUCAUUCAUUGUUGAAUUGUAUUUGUGUUCAUAGAUUUUGAUUGAACUGAAGGCGACUUCAAACAACUGUAACACAAACCUAUUACCAAAAAAAUUCCUUAAGUGUCCACAUAUUGUAGGUGGUGUCAAUGUCUCACACUACUUCUGUUGUCUGUAUUGUAUGUGUAAGAUAAACAUGGAUGUAGAUAUUAGUUGCUUUUAUUGUGACCAACCUAAUCCACUGUCCCUGCUUUCAUGUCAGAUACAUCAAAUACAAAUAGUCAUAUAUUUAGAGCGGUGUUGAUAAUUCAUGAUAAUCUUUUAAUUCUCAUGUUUAGCUUUAUGGAGGAAUGUAGUGGAUUGCACAGGUCAGAGAUACAGAACGAGUCUGUCAUGUUUCUAUAAAAGAACUAUUAAAACAACUAUGAACAAUG